Messenger RNA from Onthophagus taurus, 3661 nucleotides. It is a transcript of the gene Vinc, whose product is annotated as Vinculin. Gene Ontology annotation, biological process: cell adhesion. NCBI's taxonomy places the organism in Eukaryota, Metazoa, Arthropoda, Insecta, Coleoptera, Scarabaeidae. Gene Ontology annotation, molecular function: actin filament binding; structural molecule activity. Gene Ontology annotation, cellular component: actin cytoskeleton. The record is from RefSeq and is a predicted model, not a curated record.
AUAUCAGUUGAGACGAUCGUCUUCUUCUUUUCGGGUGUUUCGCGUCUUUUUUGUUUUCACCGCCUACCAAAUAGAAAAAUUUAAUUUAUUUUAAUCACCUUAAAAGCGGCGCAACUCCGCGUUUGUGUUAACCGUGACUUAUUGGCGUUUAAUUUGUUUAAUUCGCGAAUUAGUUUAAGUGAGGUUUUAAUUUUUUUAACUUUUGAUUUUUUGUGAGUGCCCUUUAAAAAUGCCGGUCUUCCAUACGAAAACAAUUGAAUCGAUACUCGAGCCGGUCGCUCAGCAGGUUUCCCGCUUGGUGAUUCUGCACGAAGAAGCUGAAGAUGGGAACGCAAUGCCUGACUUAGAACAACCCGUUAAAGUGGUUAGUAACGCAGUUUUAAACCUCGUUAAAGUUGGAAAAGAAACAAUAAACAGUUCAGAUGACCCAAUUCUCCGCCAAGACAUGCCAUCGGCUUUAAUUCGAGUCGAAAGAUCAUCAAAACUCCUCGAAGAAGCUAGUGGAAUGUUAAAACACGACCCUUUUUCGGGUCCGGCGAGAAAACGUCUCAUAGAGGGCAGUGGUGGUAUUUUACAAGCAACUUCCGCUUUAUUAUUGUGUUUCGACGAAUCCGAGGUUCGAAAAAUAAUUCGAGAAUGCAAAAGGGUUUUAGAUUACUUAGCUGUAGCCGAAGUGAUCGAAACUAUGGAAGAAUUGGUGCAAUUUUUGAGAGAUUUAAGUCCGUGUUUAAGCAAAGUGUCAAGAGAGGUCUCUGCUCGCGAGAAAGAAUUGACACAUCAAGUUCAUGCCGAAAUUUUAUUGAGAUGUUUAGAACAAGUCAAAACUUUGGCCCCAAUUUUAAUAUGUUCCAUGAAGAUUUACAUCCACAUAGCAUCCCAAGGCGGGAAAGGAAUCGAAGAGGCCGCCGAAAAUCGGAAUUACCUCGCUUUAAGAAUGAGCGAUGAAAUCAACGAGAUCAUCCGAGUGUUACAAUUAACGAGUUACGAUGAGGAACAAUCAGAUUUAGACAAUUUAACGGUGCUUAAAAAGUUACAAAGUGCAAUUCAAAAUAAGGUCACAACAGCCAACGAUUGGUUAAAUGACCCCAAAGCUUUAAAAGGAGGAAUUGGGGAGAAAUCGUUGAGACAAAUCAUCGAAGCGGGGCAAAAAGUCGCGGAAAGAUGCCUUCCUGCAGAUGCAAAUCGCAUCGAUCGUUUAUGCUCGGAAUUAGCAACAAUGACAGACGCCCUUUGCGAGUUAAGACAAGAAGGAAAAGGGGCUACCCCUCAAGCUGAAGCUUUAGCAAGAGGGAUUAAAGAUAAAUUAGGGGAUUUACAACAAGGUAUAAUGAACGCGGUUGUCGCCGUCGAUAAAGCAGGGUUACAACAAACCGCUCAUACAGUUCAAGGAAGGUUAGAACAAGCAAGAAAGUGGUUAUCAAACCCAGGUCAAGACGAUAAAGGUUUAGGAAGACGAGCCAUUGCUUUAAUCGUUGAGGAAGGUCGUAAAGUAGCCGAUGGAUUACCCGGAGUUCAAAAAUCCGAGAUUUUGCAGUUAUGCGAUGAAGUCGAUGGGUUCUCUCGCCAAUUAUCCGAUUUAUGCCAACAGGGGAAAGGCGAUACAGCCCACGCGCAAGAAGUCGCAAGGAAAUUAUCCCAAAAACUCCACGAAUUAAAAGAACGCAUUAACCAAGCCGUCGUUAACCGCGUAGUUGAAGAUUUCAUCGAUAUCGUAACGCCACUAAAACAAUUCACCGAGGCGGUUUUACUGCCGGAAGGAACCCCGCAUCGCGAUCAAACUUUCCUCGAAAAAGCCGGCGGGUUACAAAAUUUCUCAAACCGGGCGGUUAAAACGGCGAGAAUGGUCGCUGCAGGUAGUUCAAAUAAUUUUUUAAACAAAAGCGGAUCUGGUGGUAACAAAAAAUUAGCCGAAUCCUUACAAAGCACCGCAAAUCAAGUUGAAAGUAUCACCCCGCAAUUAAUAUCCGCGGGGAGUAUCCGAAUGAAUUACCCCGAAUCGAAAGCUGCCGAUGAACACUUUGAGAACUUAAAACAACAAUACAGCGAUCUUUUAGUGCGGACGAGAAAUCUGUGUGAUGAAGCGACCGAUUCGGGCGAUUUUAUAAAAGCUUCGGAAGAUCAAAUGAAGAAGCACACUUUUCUUUGCGAGGAAGCGAUCAAAAAUAAGCAGCCCCAAAAAAUGGUCGAUAACACAUCGGCAAUCGCUCGGUUAGCUAAUCGAGUACUUUUAGUUGCGAAACAAGAAAGUGAUAAUUCCGAGGAUCCCGGUUUUAUCGACGAAAUUAACGGCGCCACGGAGGAGGUGCAAAAUUCGUUGCCCCAAAUGGUGCAAGAUGCCAAAUUUGUCGCUGUUAAUCCAUCGGAUCAUUCGGCGGUAUCGAGAUGGAGAGAAUCAAAUAAAACUUUAUUGAGUGCCGUCGGUCAUGUUCGAAGCGCCGUUCAACCGGAUUUGCCUCCAUUACCCGAUAUAAAGCAACUAAAUAUUGUUCCACCGCAACAAACUUAUUUCAUUGACAAAGUUGGCGAACCUGUGCGUAACAUACCGCUGCCUCGAGCAGACGCUAGCGACUCACUUAGGCCGAUUUCACCUCAAACGGGGCGGGUCAGUCCUAUUCCUAAAUGGGCAAGAGGUGAUAACUCGGACAAUCUCUGUAAGGAAUUGAUUUCGAACCACCACGAAGGAAUUUGCCGAUUCAUUCCUCAGUAUUUGUCGGAAGAUGAAAUGGCGCCUCCUAGACCACCUCUUCCGAUGGGAGAAGCAGCCCCAAUGAGGCCACCACCCCCAGAAACUGAUGAUGAAGAUGAUGUUUUUAGGAACGCUCCGAGUUCGACUCAACCCAUCAUGGUUGCGGCUCAUAAUUUGCAUAGGGAAGUCCGACAAUGGUCGGCAAAAGACAACGAAUUAAUCGCAGCCGCUCGUAAGAUGGCUUUAUUAAUGGCUAAAUUAUCAGAUUUAGUCCACAACGAUGAUAAAGGAAGUAAACGGCAAUUAAUUGACACGGCGAAAGCGAUCGCUGAUUCCUCAGCUGAAGUAACGCGCAUCGCCAAACAAUUAGCGCGCGAAUGCACCGACAAAAGAAUCCGAACCAAUUUAUUACAAGUUUGUGAGCGAAUCCCCACGAUUGCCACCCAACUAAAAAUAUUAAGCACCGUUAAAGCCACAAUGUUAGGGGCCCAAGGAUCAGAAGAAGACAGAGAAGCGACCGAAAUGCUCGAAGGGAACGCCCAAAAUUUAAUGCAAAGUGUCAAAGAAACUGUUCGAGCCGCCGAAGGAGCCAGCAUUAAGAUUCAUUCGCAAACCCAAGGGAGAUUACGCUGGGUGCGACGCCAACCUUGGUACCAUUAUUAAUUUUGUGACAAUCUUAAUUUAAAGAAUCGCACAAAGAAUUCUCCGAAAUUAGAAUUGCCUUAAUUGUUAGUGAUAUAGCUAAUUAAAUUAAUCCUUGCCUAUGUAAUCGUACUAAUGAAGUAAAAUUAGAUGAUAUUUUUAUAAUAAGUUAUUAAAUUAAGCUACAAUGAUGUAGUGCCAAAGCUAUUUUCUUAACGAUAAUGAAAUUAUUUUGCUAAAAAUAGAGUUAAUUCGUUUUUUUUUAAUAUACAACUUUAUUGUGGAUUGAAUUAUUGUAACUUUUAAUAAUAAAUGAUUAUCUUCGUUAAUUUA